GGCGCGGCGGCCGCCAUGACCAGCUACACGGUGAUCGGGACGGUGCCGGGGCCGGCGGGCGGCGGGGGCCCGAGCCCCGGGGGCCCGAGCCCCGGGGGCCGGUACCGCUCGGACCUGGCCCCCAGCAGAGCCUUCGACUUCCUCUACGAUCCCUUGUAUGUGUUAUCAAGUGAGAAGGACCACGCAAAGGCAAAUGUCCAGGCUCAUGUCCUGUGUGACAAGAUGAAAAAGAUGCCGAUUUUUAAAACCAUGUUUAGCAGUCUGAUCCAUUAUCCCUGGUACAAUCUGCGUUUGGAGGAAAGAAAUCCCGUGCCCCCAUUUAUUGACCGAAGAUGGAGAGGCAGAGCCCAGCAGCGCCUAGAGGUUCUUCAGCAGCUUGCUAGAUCUCAACCUUCUCUUCAGAUUCCUCAAAUUGUGUAUGAAGAUCCUGAAAUUAAUGGAAGGAACCGCUACAAGUAUUUUGAACGACCUUUCAUCCCCUUUCAUAAGCCAUUUCCACUAAACAUUGCUUAUGCAGUGGCAAAAACAGAGCCAUAUGUUUACCCCUCCAUCACCAGUGACAGAUCACGCUCCCCCACAUCACGAACUCUGGGUACACAGACGGAUUAUCGGGAUGGCGAAGCUCAGACUGACCCGUAUUCCCCAGAAUAUGUAGUACCUCUGGGUUCAAUCCCUGAAUUGCUGACACUUGCCACUCUCACUUGGGGGCGGGGUCUUCCAGCGGGACAAGCUGAGGUGGAGAUGAUUGAACGUGCCCGGGAGAAACGUGCCUGGGAAGCAACUCUACCACCACUUGGUGAUCUCUCACAAACUGAGAAGAGGAGGAAGAUGAUGGAUGACAUGGAGAGAAAAGAGUGGGCCUUUAGAGAACAGGAAAUAGAAAAAUUGCAAGAUGUUCGACUAGAAGUUUUAAAGAAGCUUUUGAGGAGACGAGAGGAGGGUCAGAAUGAGGUGGAUGUCAAUCGUUUGGACACCCAUUGGUUUAACCGUCAGCAAGACAAAGAAGAGAGAGUGAGAAAAAUUAAACACGAACAUAUAAAAGCAAUGAGAAAGCUGAUAGCUAAAGGGAAGAAUGUGGAGGGGAAGUUGGAGAGACGAGAUGUCAUCAGGGACUAUACUGAUUAUGCAUCACAGCCCUAUGGACCUCUGUCCAGAAUUGGUUAUUUUCCGGACAACCAUUCUGAACGUUAUGUAGUAAAAAACCACUUUCUUAACACCUACGAGGGAUUGCUUGAACUGGAGGCAUCUCUCCCAGGCUCUGUCACUCAGCCCCGGACCAAAGCUCCGAAACCCAAGAGCACCACCACUAAAGAAGGGUUUAUUAAGCGGACUGCUAGGCUAGAUAUGGAGCUGGCACAGGUUCACCAGGCACUGCUAGAUAAGAAGAAUAAAGUUAAGGAGCCAAAGAAGCCCCUUCGUUUCCUUCAGAAGAUAACAAAACCUGUUCCUCGGCCCCUAACUCCAACACUGCUAAGACCGUCAAUUAGAGAAGAGGAGCUAGAACUGGCAGUAAUCUUUUUGCAGAAGUUAAUCCGAGGCAGAGCUAUUCAGAACAUGAUGUUUGAAGGGAAGGAGAAGCGAUUGGAACUGAUUCGGGAACUGCGCACCACUCACGCGCUUCAGGAGGAUGGGAAUCUGCUUAAGAAGGCAGAGAAGCAAGUAACGCUGGCCUUACAGCGACAACGCGACUUGCAUGAGCACAAGCUUUCACUGGUUGAGAACCACUUGGCUCGGAUAGAAGGAAGGGUAUUAGUGAACAUGUUCGAUUUCCUGUCCAAAGAGCUGGUGAGGCUUCAGGAAGAAAGGAAGAUCCAUGCUUUUGCCAUGCUGGCUGAGAGGCAACGGCGCAUCCGGGAAGCAGAGGAGAGUGGACGUCGCCAGGUAGAAGAGAGGCGCCGGCGGGAAGAAGAUGAGAUCUUCAAACAGGUGGUUAAAGUACACCAGAGUACUGUUGAUUCUUACCUGGAAGAUGUUAUCCUGAACAGCAUGGAGAGCACAGCUGAAGAACAAGCCAGGGAAGAGAUUCAGAAGGUCGCUGUGGAAAUCAAUGACAUUGCUUAUGAAAUGGAAAGCCGCCGAACUCGUCUGCAAUCAGAAGAGAUUGUAGCAGAGCUGGUUUAUGGUUUCCUGAUACCAGAAUUACAGAAAAUCUCUGUCAAGGAGAAAGUGAGGCAGUUCCAGCGGAAACACAUCAGUGCUGCUCAUCAGAUCAUCCACAGGAGCACGGACAUAGUAGUGGCUCAGAACUCUUCACUGGUGGGACAACAGGCACUGGGUAAUGGAGAAUCUGUGAGCAAGAUACCAGAGAGUCCUUCUCCUGUGGCAGCCAGUUCUGCUCUCAGUGGAACAGCUACUGAACAGAGUGUGGCAGAGGUUAUAGAGAGCCCUUAUGUUGUCCUAGCCAGCCAAGUAUUGUAUGAUACACUGCAUGACGAGACCCAGCAGAGAGGGUUAGUGGUGAGCCAUUCUGCUACAUCGGACAGGCAAUCUCAGGCGUAUGUAGCCCCUGCAAAGAGAGAUGAGUCAGGGGGAGAAUAAAACAGAAAUGAAAGAAUGACUUGGCUAAAUGUGCUUUGAAGAAGAAAAGAGGCUCAGCAACAAGAGACAUGAGAACACUCCAUUCCCUCUCCUAGCAGGGAAAGAGAAGUCUUUGGGGGUGAUGUUUGUAUCUGGAAUAUGCACAAUGGAUUCCUCUGGGUCUGCAGUAAUAAAGAUUGGGAACAUUC
Molecule: messenger RNA, 2726 nt
Organism: Chelonia mydas (Green sea turtle)
Lineage: Eukaryota; Metazoa; Chordata; Testudines; Cheloniidae
Gene: CFAP91
Product: cilia and flagella associated protein 91
Exons: 19
Coding region: 16-2538 (840 amino acids)
Source: RefSeq, a predicted model, not a curated record